UCCAGUUUACGGAAAUCCGGUUUGGCUUAGUUAGUUAGCUAGAUAACCGGGUUCAGGCUACUUUGGAUCAUAGAUACGUUACAAAAUGGGUAAAAAAUAGCAUAAUAUAGUUGUCUAAAAUAAUUAGUAAUACAAUUGUAUUUCCUUUCUGUAACACCUGUUAAACAUGGAGGCAAACGACGGCGCUGCCAGAAUAAAACCCGGAGCAGACGGAGAGACUCUGCAGAACCAGGAUCUGACUUUUCUUCAGGCAACUGUUGCCACUUUCAUUUCUCAGUAUGGUUGGUACCUGUUGAUCCUGUGUGUGGGAGUUUACUUCCUCAUCCAGCAUCUCAGUAAGAAGAGACCCAGCCUGAAUCAGAGCUCAGCUUCAGCAGUCAGUCAGGACCCAUCGUCCGUGGUAAGACGUCAAGAGGCUCUGGAGGCUUCGCGCCAAAAAAUGCAAGCAGAGCUCGACGCCAAAGCUGCAGAGUUUAAAGAGAAACAGCAGAGACUGGAGGAGGAGAAAAGACGACAGAAAAUUGAGAUGUGGGAGAGCAUGAAAGAAGGGAAGAGUUAUAAAGGAAACAACCGACUUCCUCAAAACAAUGACGAGGCGUCCACUUCCACCACAACGCUGAAGCCAAAGACGGACAAAAAGCCUCUUCGGAGCACUGGUUAUAAUCCAUUGGCCGGUGAUGGAGGAGGGACUUGCUCAUGGAGACCAGGCAGAAGAGGGCCUUCAGCUGGAGGAUGAGGUUAAAGGAGGUCAGAGGGAUGUGACCCUGCUCACCUCUGACCCUUCAGGCAUAAAAGCGCAAAGAGCAACUGAAUGAAACUGUCUGCACUCAUCAUGGAUCAGUAGCAGUGAUUUAAUAUGAACCUUUUGCUUUUAUAUUAAGUACGAUUCUGUUCAUCUAAAUCUUCAGAUAUGUUUUAACCAGCCUAUAGCUUACUUUUCUCUCAGACUUUCUAAAUGUUACAUCAAAGAGGAUUUCAUAAUGAUGGAUAAAGUUUUUAUAUGCAUUCUCUUUAAUGUGAUUGUGCAAGCUGGAAAGAUUACUCUUUAUUCUUAUUUGCACUUUUGCUACUUUUUUUUGCCACAUACCCGUAACUACAGGUAUGCAGUUAUCAUACUUUUUGAAUAUAGUGGCACAUUGUAGUAUCUGAACUAUCCAUGUGAGAUCGACAGUUUCUAAUGACGCCUCCUCAUCAAAGGUACGUAGUCCAGUGGGGUUGGCUGAUGAUUUUCAGUUGUGAGUGUGUGAUCCCAAUACAUCAAAACAUCAAAAUGCUGUUCUGUAUAUCAAACAUUUGGACACACUAGAUUGAACAUGUAUUUUCUUGGCUUUCUUUGAUCACAGCAUAAUCCCUUAGGUCAUAUUUCAUAGUAAUAAUGCCUUCAUUAUUAUUCUAAUUUAGGAGUGACUCAUAGAAAUUGUAGAAAACCCUUCCAUUAGCAGGUGUGUCCAAAUUUUUGACUGGUACUAUAUUUCCAGUGGCUAAAACGUUUUUUUUCUUUGAACCUGCAAACAGUUCUUUGUGAGGACACAUGGCCUCAUGGAAGGAAUAAAUCUUGUAAUUGUGAAUACAACAUUCUCCGACUACUAUGUAAUAUAUUUGAUGUACUUGUAAACUUUUCAUGAUUAAAAAGGCUUUACUUCUCA
Ictalurus furcatus (blue catfish) is the source of this 1646-nucleotide messenger RNA. It is a transcript of the gene selenos, whose product is annotated as selenoprotein S. Gene Ontology annotation, biological process: endoplasmic reticulum unfolded protein response; retrograde protein transport, ER to cytosol. The coding region runs from base 167 to 736 and encodes 189 amino acids. The transcript has 6 exons. The record is from RefSeq and is a predicted model, not a curated record. Gene Ontology annotation, cellular component: endoplasmic reticulum membrane; Derlin-1 retrotranslocation complex; Derlin-1-VIMP complex. Lineage: Eukaryota; Metazoa; Chordata; Actinopteri; Siluriformes; Ictaluridae.